Molecule: messenger RNA, 801 nt
Organism: Penicillium alfredii
Lineage: Eukaryota; Fungi; Ascomycota; Eurotiomycetes; Eurotiales; Aspergillaceae
Product: basic helix-loop-helix domain-containing protein
Exons: 3
Coding region: 1-801 (266 amino acids)
Cellular component (GO): nucleus
Molecular function (GO): DNA-binding transcription factor activity; protein dimerization activity
Source: RefSeq, a predicted model, not a curated record
AUGUCUGACCCCACCAUGAACAGCCCUGACGGCCAUGGCUCGCACAAGCGAAAGCGGGAUGGCUCGGAGGAUCUGGGGCCUGACCCCCAGCGUCUCAACCGCUCUUCCCACGGCAGCAAUGGCAGCAUUCCCGGAGCUGAUAACCAGCCCAACUUCGGCCAUAGCUCGCUCGCAAACUAUGAACACGGUCUCCCUAACGCCGGCUCUGAGCUCAACAUCGACCAACAGAUUCUGCAACAUGUUGUAUCCACCCCCCCGGAUGCUGCUUUCGACGCGAACAACCUCACGCAAGGGUUGUCGUUUGGGGAUGAUAUGAAUCAGACGCCCAUCGGCGGCGCUCACAGUCACAACUCCACGGCCGCGGCGGUUUAUGCGGCCCGUGAGGCCCAGAGCAUGAACCAGAAGCCCUCGGUCGGGUCGCCGGAGUGGCAUCAGAUCCGCAAGAACAACCACAAAGAGGUUGAACGUCGACGCCGUGAAGCAAUCAACGAGGGCAUCAACCAGAUUGCUCGAAUUGUGCCGAAUUGCGAUAAGAACAAGGGGGCGAUCCUUCAGCGUGCCAUUGAGUACAUUUGCCACCUCCAGGAGGAGAAGAAGAACACCGACGAGCGGUUCGAGCAACAUAGCCUGACGACCACCCACGCUAUCUCUGAAAUCAGUACCUCAAACGCCAAAUUGAAGGCCGAGAUCAGCCGACGCAAUCACAUUGCCCUGAAGUGGCUUCAGCGUUGUCGCGAUGCCGGUCUCGAGUUCGACGACUUCGAAGAAGCCAGGGAGCUUGAGACUUUCGAUCUGGAGUAA